ACAUUUUUAUUGUUGAUUUUAGUGUAAGAAUUGUUGUUUAAGAAAAAAAAGUUGUUAUCUUUUUGGAUUUUUAGGGUAUUGGGCGUUGUUUAGAUGAGAUUUGGAUUAGUUCAUUAUUUGUAAGAACCCUUAGUUUAAGAAAAAAACUUUAGGAUAGUUUAGAUUACUGGUGUUCUUUUUUAGGGUUCCCCAUUUUAUGAUAUUGGAUUAGUUCAAAUCUGUGAAAAGGUGGAAAAUUGAGAGUUGGGUAUUUUAAGGUUCUUAAAUGGAAGUAACAAAUCUGUGAAAAGGUGGAAAAUUGAGAAUUUGUGUCUAAAAUCUAAAUAUGGAGGACAAUGCAGCAGCUUUGCAUACCGCCAAGAAUGCGGUACAGGCAUUGGGUAAAGGGUUUGAUAUAAAUUUCGAUACAAGAUUGUUAUAUUGUAAGGGAGUUGCGGGGUCAAAAGUUGUGGAGAUUGAUGAAGAACAUAAAAGGGAUCUUUGGUUGUAUGAUAACUUGGUUGUGCCGGAUGUGUCGAGGGAUAUAGAGAAUUCUCAUGAACUGGUUAAUCGUAAUAGUUCCGGCGUUUGCAAUUAUUACGAGAUGGUAGAGUAUUUUAACAAGAGAGCUAACCUAGCAGGAAACGUUCCUCUUGGUAGCUUCAAUGCUGCCUUUAGCUUUACGGGUUCAAAACAGAUAGAUGCUGCAGCCACUAAAACCCUUUGUAUGGAUGGUCAUUUCAUCCCACUUUCUAAAUUCGAGCUCACAAAAUCCUCUUUAGUGUUGCAAGAAAGUGUGAAAAGAGCAGUCCCCAUAUCAUGGGACCCACCAGCCUUAGCGAGUUUUAUCGAGAAUUUUGGCACACAUGUUAUCACGUCAGUUACGAUUGGUGGUAAAAAUGUCAUAUAUGUCAAACAACAUCUGUCAUCACCUUUGUCUACUGCCGAAAUUAAAAACUAUGUUCAAGAUAUUGGAAAUCAAAGGUUCGCCAAUACCGAAAACCUUACUGACUCGGGUCUUUUGAGAUACAAGGAAAAGGGUGGUGAUCCCUCUUUGUUUAGUAGCCAAGGAAUAUACCCUCAACCGACAAACGCAUCCUCACUUAGUGGAAGUGCAAAGGAAGAUGUCACGGUUAUAUUCAGAAGAAGAGGAGGAGAUGAUUUAGAACAAAGUCAUACUAAAUGGGAAAAAACUGUGAAAUACUCCCCAGAUGUCAUUGGCAUGCAAUUCGUUCCCAUUGCUUCUCUUCUUGAAGGAUUACCUGGAAAGGAACAUUUGACUCGCGCUAUAAUUCUCUAUCUUGAAUACAAGCCUCAGAUUGAAGAGCUGAGAUACUUUCUCGAGUUCCAGGUGCCACGAGUAUGGGCCCCGUUACAAGAUCGGCUCCCAGGCCAUCAAAGAAAGGAACCUGUUUGUCCUUCCUUACAAUUUAGCAUGAUGGGCCAGAAGUUAUAUAUUUCUCAAGAUCAGAUAUCAGUGGGACGUAAACCUGUGACUGGCAUACGAUUAUUCUUAGAAGGUUUAAAGCAUAACCGAUUAAGCAUUCAUAUUCAACACUUGCAAUCCCUUCCAAAAAUCCUCCGUCCUUAUUGGGACACACAUGUAGCGAUAGGUGCCCCAAAAUGGCUAGGACCAGAGGAGCAGGACAGUCGAUGGUUCGAGCCAGUGAAGUGGAAAAACUUCUCUCACGUCAGCACUGCCCCAAUUGAGAGCCCUGAAGCCUUUAUCGGUGACAUGUGUGGUGUACAUAUCGUCACCGGAGCUCAGCUUGGUGUGUGGGAUUUUGGUUCAAGAAAUGUUUUAUACAUGAAACUUUUAUAUUCCCGGCUGCCGGGUUGUACCGUUAGAAGGUCUUUAUGGGACCACUCUCCAAACGAUAAGUCAAAACGGUCAACUGGUCAUGGAAAUAGUGUCGGUGAUUCAAGUUCCGGUUCAGUAAGUAAUAAUAAGUUGGCAAAAUUUGUCGAUAUGACAGAGAUGAGUAAGGGACCGGCUGACCCACCGGGUCAUUGGGUGGUUACAGGAGGUAAACUUGGGGUGGAGAAAGGGAAAAUUGUAUUGAGACUCAAGUAUUCUCUGUUAAACUAUUGAGUGUGGUUAUAUUUGGUAAAACUGUGUAAUCUGGUACCGGGCCGAGUCUGGCCAAGUUGGUCGGGCUGGGUCAUGGGUGUAUCGUUUUUGACUUUCUUCUAGUUUUGUUAGGAACGUUUUAAAUUUUGUAGAAAAUUUCCGAAAUAUAUUUGUUUCAUAAAUUUAAUGUUACAUAUGUAUGGCUGAUUUGUGUAUUA
Molecule: messenger RNA, 2268 nt
Organism: Erigeron canadensis
Lineage: Eukaryota; Viridiplantae; Streptophyta; Magnoliopsida; Asterales; Asteraceae
Product: MACPF domain-containing protein CAD1-like
Exons: 7
Coding region: 326-2071 (581 amino acids)
Biological process (GO): plant-type hypersensitive response; regulation of salicylic acid mediated signaling pathway
Cellular component (GO): plasma membrane
Source: RefSeq, a predicted model, not a curated record